This is a messenger RNA of Punica granatum (pomegranate), 2426 nucleotides long. Lineage: Eukaryota; Viridiplantae; Streptophyta; Magnoliopsida; Myrtales; Lythraceae. The record is from RefSeq and is a predicted model, not a curated record.
CACUCCAAGCCUCUUUCUGAAUUUAGCUAUAACACUUGAGUUCACUUCACUCUCUAGUCCCCACCUUGCUAUAUAUCUUCCGUACUAAAUCCCUUAGCUAUGAAUACCGUUGUGCCGCCUCCGCCUCCUCCAGCGGGGAUGCACCGCCAAAGGCACGGCGACCGAGGUGGCCGGAUGUUCUCAGCCUCCGAUGACACUGCCAUGAUGAAGCAGAUCCAGGCUACCCAUACCCCCGAUGGCCGUGUGGUCGAUGUUGGUCCCAUCCUCAGCAUCAUCGAGGGCAUCUUCCGUCGUGCUGCUCCCAGCAUCGACAGUGUCCUGAAUGGAAAACAUGAACAUACUGAUGCAUUAUUGGAUGAGAAAGCAAACCUUGCAGCCUAUGACGGCAUCCUCGAAGCUUUGGCUUACACUAUACAUCGAAUCUCAUGCGAGAUAUCGUGCAAGUGUACAUCCGGAGGUGGAGGGGACGCGCAUGGGACGACCAUGGCCAUCUUCAACAUGCUCUCGACCUACUCCUGGGAUGUCAAGGUGGUGCUCGCACUGGCUGCGUUUGCUGUCAACUAUGGAGAGUUCUCACUCAUAGCGAACCUGUACGCCACGAACAUGCUAGCCAAGUCUGUGGCCCUCCUCAAGCAACUGCCCGACAUACUUGAGCACUCCAGCUCACUGAAGCCGCAGUUCGAUGCAUUGAACAACCUGAUUGCGGCCAUGCUGAAUGUGACCAAGUGCAUUCUCAUGUUUAGGGAGCUGCCUCCUCAGUACAUCUCACCUGAGAUGCCUCCUCUCUCAACCGCCAUGACCCAUAUUCCAACUGCCGCAUACUGGACACUACGGAGCAUCGUGGCUUGUGCUUCACAGAUUGCAAGCCUCAUUGGGCUGGGGCAAGAGUAUACGCCGUCAGCAACUGAGGCAUGGGAACUAUCUAGCUUGGCUUACAAGGUCAGCAACAUAUAUGACCACCUUAAGACCCAACUAGCCCUCUGCCAUCAGCACAUGGAUGAGAAAAGGUACUCUGAAGCUUAUCAAAAUCUCGUUCGGCUCUUUGAGACAUUUCAAAUAGACAACAUGAGGAUUCUCAAGGCAUUAAUAUACUCCAAGGAUGAUAUUCACCCGCUCCUCGAUGGUUCCUCCAAGGCCCGGGUCAGUCUUGAGGCGUUAAGGAAAAGAACGGUAUUGUUGCUUAUCUCGAAUCUUGACAUUGCCCACGAAGACAUCAAUGUCCUGCGCAAUAUGUACACAGAAUCAAGGACAAUGCAUGACAAUCACUAUGAGAUUGUGUGGAUCCCGAUUGUUGACAGCGACCCUAGAUCACCUGAAUGGGACGAGGCCCACCUACACAGGUUCACAGAGCUUCAGGCCAUGAUGCCAUGGCACUCGGUGCACCAUCCUUCGUUGAUCGAACCGUACGUGACCAAGUACAUAAGGGAGGCUUGGCAUUUCUCAAACAGGACAAUCCUGGUGGCAUUGGAUCCACAAGGGAAGGUUGUAAGCACUAACGCCCUCCACAUGAUGUGGAUAUGGGGGAACUUGGCAUUUCCCUUUACUAAGGAGAGGGAGGACGAGCUUUGGAAGGGCGAGGUUUGGAGGCUUGAGCUCAUUGUCGAUGCCUUCGACCCGACGAUCAAGGAAUGGAUGGAUAGUCGAAAAUACAUAUGCCUAUACGGAGGAGACGAUAUCGAAUGGAUCAGGAAAUUCACAACUGCGGCGAGAGAUGCUGCCAAGGCUUGCGGGGUCACGCUGGAAAUGGCCUACGUGGGCAAGAACAAUGCCAAGGAGCGAGUGCGUAAGACCGCCCUCACAAUUGCUCAGGAGAAGCUUAGCCAUAGCUGGGUCGACCAACCGACACUGUUCUGGUACUUCUGGACUCGGCUCGAGAGCAUGUUGUACUCGAAGCUGCACCAUGGAAAGAGCAUAGAGAACGACCAGAUAAUGCAUGAGGUGAUGACGAUACUCAGCUACGACAGCAGUGACAAUGGAUGGGCCUUGUUUUGCCAAGGACAGAUGCCCGAGAUUGCAAGAGCCAAGGGCGACAGCGCUCUCGAGAGCGUGCGUGGCCACGAGAAGUGGAAGGAGAAUGCGGAGAGGGAUGGGUUGGUGCCGGCUCUGAAGGAACACCUGCAGAGCAUCCAUACUCCGCUCCAUUGCAGCCGCCUUAUCCUACCGGGGAUCGCUGCCGGAAUCCCAGAGAGGGUGGUCUGUGCCGAGUGCGGCCGUCCUAUGGAGAAGUUCAUUAUGUACCGUUGUUGCAUCGAGUAAGCAUUGUGUCACGUGUCGGUAUGACUCCGUUAAAUCUACUAUGGUUGAUAUUGGUGUGAACUAUGUUUAUAAUUUGUUGUAACCGUGUUUGGCAGCAUUCCUCAUUUCUUGUAAUACUGUAUUGUAUCGCAGUCGAUUAAUACUGAUGUUGUUUCGUUCAUUCCCUCAAA